Podospora anserina S mat+ is the source of this 213-nucleotide messenger RNA. RefSeq lists its product as uncharacterized. The record is from RefSeq and is a predicted model, not a curated record. The transcript has 5 exons. Lineage: Eukaryota; Fungi; Ascomycota; Sordariomycetes; Sordariales; Podosporaceae. The coding region runs from base 1 to 213 and encodes 70 amino acids.
AUGGGCGGACAAGGCAGAGAAGGCAAAGGUGGCAAGGCCAAGCCCCUCAAGGCCCCCAAGAAGCAAAACAAGGAGCUCGAUGAUGAGGACAAGGCUUUCCUUGAGAAGCAGCGUGCUGCUGAGAAGGCCAAGAAGGAGAUGGCCGCCAAGGCUGGCGGUAAGGGACCACUGAACACCGGUGCCCAGGGUAUCAAGAAGUCUGGAAAGAAGUAA